GCGCCGCCGUAGUGUUCCCAGAUCGUGUCCAUUGUGAUGUCGUGAACCGAACGAGAUUUUUAGCAGUACGCACCGGGAAGAGCAUAUAACAGGAAAUUUUUUUUUUAAUUUUGUGUCGGGGAAAAACCGACGCAGGACGAUUUUAACAAAAAAUAAUAUAAUAUUGCGUGCGUUGAAUAAAAUACUAUACGCCUUCGUCGUGGUGUCGGCGAAAUAAUAGUUGUUGCGAACCGGGAUGAUCUGAGAGGUGAAACGAAAAAAUAUUCGCAGCCCGUCGUCUCCGUCCGUCACGUGUAGUGUCGUGUGCACGCGUGCAAAUAAAUCGUCGUCUCCGCGGGUCGUCGCGUAGAUCUCCGGCGCCGGAGACGGACGUUCGAGCAUUCCUGCGGUUAGGACCACAGCACUCGGUACCACCUGCACCUGAGUCUCGGGUGGCUGUCGUGCGUUGACGUGUCCGCCGCGCAGAAGGCGUCUGCGACCACCGGAAGUUGAGCGUCCCGGUGUCCGGUGCAGCGGAAGAGUCUGCGGGCGAACCGGGAAACGGGACGGGAGCGGGAGCGGGCGAGCGGGCGCGGGCGGCGUCGGUGACAAUAUACGACGGCGGUGACGAAGCGCUCACGCCGGCCCGUCCGCGCCCAACGGUCGUGAUCGCGACGUUGCCCCGUGAUCUGUGCAACGACGAGAUGAUCGCGCCCAGCUGCGGCGGUGGUACAAACAAUGGUGAGCGGUGGUGAUACCGCCGUGCCGGGGCGCCGGUCAUCAUGCGUUCCGAGCGGUCGGAGCGGCCAUCGCCACUGUUGCAGCAGCUACCGCGGUCCUGCCCCAGAAUCCGCACCGGGAUACCGUUACCGCGGUCGUCGUCGUCGUCGUUGUUGUUGUUGUUGUUGUUGUUUCUAAGGGGUGGUCGUCAUCUUCGCCGCCACCACCGCCGCCACCAGCACCAGCGCCGAGCCCGGCUGACCUUCACCGUCGCAGCCGCCGCCGCCGCUUGGUGUUACCACCAUGCGGCUGGUGCAGAGCAUCGCGGGCCGACGCGAGUCCGCGGACGCACAACCCGCCACGUCCACUAGCAGCACGCGCCUGCUUCACCACGGCCAGUCGGCCGACCUCGAGCAGAUCAGCAUCGUCUCAUCGAACGCCACUCCGUCGCAAGUGACGUACGGCACUGGUCUGGUCACGGCCAACGGGCCCAGGAUAGUACCAGGAACAAUCACCAGCACAGGGCGGAUUGGCGAACGACUUAGCAUAUCUGGCACGAGAUUAGAUACUGGGAGUCCAGUAAGAUUCGGUACUAAAUCCAGUGUCGAAUCACUUAGGCUCUCUGCUGGCCGACAAAGCUUACUCGACUUAGUAGGAUGUAGAUUCGGCGUAAGUCGAAAACCACCUCAGACCUGUUUCUCCCACUCCAGAGACUCGUUGACGCCGGUGUACACAAACCAGACUAGCAGUUGUCUGCCAGGUGGCAUAGCCAGCUCGGAUUCGGACAUAGCGGCCAAGGCGGGCGGAAAAUCGUCCUCCGGGCAGCACCGUCCGAGCCGGGUCAACUUUGAUGGCACCGGCGCCGGGGUGGGCGACAGUUGUAGCGGAGGCGGAGAUGGGGGUACCGCAGGAAGCGGAAGUGCUUCCGGUGCAGCGGCGGCGGCGGCGUCAAGUGGCGGUGGUGGAGCCGACGGUGCUGGUGGAGGUAGCACCACGACUGGUAGGGCGUCGUAUAACAACGCCCGCGGUUCCAUCUGCUUCGACGGCGGCCGGCAGAAGAACGGCGGUCCCCGGCAGUACAGGAACCGGACGUCCGACCGAGUCAAGGGCAUACGGUGGUCGUUUGUGUUCGACCCCGCCGGACAGCUCUGCUACUACUGGAACAUGGUCGUGUCCAUGGCAUUUCUCUACAACUUCUGGGUGAUCAUAUAUCGGUUCGCGUUCAGCGAAAUCAACCGGAACACGAUAGUGGUGUGGUUUUGUUUGGACUAUAUAUGUGAUCUGCUUUACGUGAUCGACAUAUUAUUUCACUUCCGCACGGGUUACCUGGAGGAUGGAGUGCUGCAGACGGAUGCCGCCAAACUGCGCAACCAUUACAUGAACUCGACUACGUUCUACAUAGACUGCCUGUGCCUGUUGCCGUUGGACUUCCUCUACCUGUCCAUAGGGUUCAACUCCAUCCUCCGAUCGUUUCGGAUAGUGAAGAUCUACCGGUUCUGGGCAUUCAUGGACCGGACCGAGCGGCACACCAAUUACCCGAACCUCAUCCGAUCCGGCAGCCUCAUCCACUACCUGUUGGUGAUAUUUCACUGGAACGGGUGUCUUUACCACAUAAUCUACAAGAACAACGGGUUCGGUAGCAAAAACUGGGUAUACACGGACUCGGAUACCGAGGAGACGGACACGGUCAAGCGGUACCUGCAGAGCUACUACUGGUGCACGCUGGCCUUGACCACCAUCGGUGACUUGCCCAAACCCAGGAGCAAUGGCGAGUACGCGUUCGUCAUAUGUCAGUUGCUGUUCGGUCUUCUACUGUUUGCAACCGUGCUCGGCCACGUGGCAAGUAUAGUGGUGAGCGUGAGCGCGGGCCGCAAAGAAUUCCAAGAUGGUACUGCUCAAUCGAAAUUGGACGGUGUUAAAACGUACAUGCGAAUGAGAAGAGUACCGAAUCACUUGCAGACCAAAGUGAUUAAAUGGUUUGACUACCUCUGGUUAACGCAAAAAUGUUCAGACGAAGAAAAAGCCAUUAGCUGUUUACCGGAUAAACUAAAAGCUGAGAUCGCAAUAAACGUACACUUGGACACGCUGAAAAGGGUUGAAAUCUUUCAAAACACAGAAGCCGGAUUCCUUUGUGAACUGGUGUUGAAAUUAAGACCCGUGUUGUUUUCUCCCGGAGAUUAUAUUUGUAGAAAAGGGGAAGUUGGCAAAGAAAUGUACAUAGUAAGCAGAGGGAAACUACAAGUGGUCACCGACGAUGGCAAGUCGGUUCUAGCAGUACUUCGAGCAGGGUCAUAUUUUGGAGAAAUCAGUAUACUUAAUAUGGGAACAGCAGGGAAUAGGCGAACUGCUUCAGUCCGGUCAGUAGGCUAUAGCGAUCUGUUCGUUUUGUCAAAAAAAGACAUGUGGGACGUGCUCAAAGAAUACCCUACUGCCAGAAUCAGACUAGAGGCAAUAGCAACCAAACGUCUGGAAAAGUACAAAACUGAACCUAGUCCAGACGAUAAAUUAGAAGGAUUAGUCGGAAGACGAUGCAAAUCGACGCCCGGAAUCGUAGAAAGCCAAAUUAAAGUAGAAGAUGAGAUGUGGUUGCAAUCCAGCGAAGGUCUUUUAAGGCCAGCGGCUACAUUUAAUAGCAAUAUCAAUAACAGGACUUCAUUCAGUCCUACCGCAAGUCCUAGUUUCAGAUCAAAUGCCGCAGCAACAUUAGAAUCCCCUCUGUCUAGUAAAUAUUCUCUAGAUCAAGAACACCACCAUCACCACCAUCACCAUGUUCAAGAUGCUCAAAAACCACAAGCAACAACUUCAGGUGUAGGUAAAGAUGCAACGAUGGUGUCAGCAUUGGAAGCGGAAAUUAAUAGACUUCAAGAACGUUUGAUAGCUGUAGAAACAGAGAACUUGUAUCUCAACAAAAAAGUUACUCAACAGCGGUGGGACAUGGACCACAGGCUUGCUGAAAUUGAGAUGCAGAUUUGUAAAGACGUUGGAAGUAGUGCAGAUAGUAGUUGUGAUGAUAACGAAAGAAAUAAAGAGUCGAUCAUCUAAGUGAUUUUUCCGAUUAAAUUUUUAAAAAAAAAAACAGAUUCAUCUGCGCCAAAGACUGACGUCAAUAUUAUAUCGAGUUAUAAAUUGUAUUUUUUUUUUUUUAACUACCAGGGUGAAAUUUACAAAACCCAGGAAACUGCAAUUAUUUUGGUUCACAUAAUAUAAACAGAUGAAUUUACUAAUAAUGCGCGUAAGAUUCAGGCCUAAUAAACAUAUUUUUUCAACUCAAAAUAAAAUUUCUUCAUGUGAUUAAUUAAUUAUGAUAGAAUCGAAUGAAUUAAACGAUUACCUAUUAACAAAGUAAAUGAAUACUAAGUGGAAAAUUUUUUUCUACUCAGUGAAGUAUGUAUUCGCGUUUUGCAUUUUAGGAAUUUAAUCAUAAGAUAUUUACAUGUCAUAAGCUAAUUAAGAUAAUAUACAUUUUACAUCUUCGGUAGGUAUAUAUCUAAAUGCAUGAUGUCAUGUAAUUAUAUUAUUUUACCAACAGCAUUUCGAAGCUGAUACCAAUUGUGCAAAAUAUUAGGAAAGUAAAAAAAAUAUUAUUUGUUUGAUGCCCACCAACGUUUUUAAAUAGGUACCAAUUAUUUGUUAUUUUUUUUUCAAUUACAAAAAUUGUUAUCUUAUCAAAGUCAUAAUUAUAUAAUAUAUAGUUGCAGUGUUUUCCCUUAUUGUAAUUGCAGUAAGUUCCUGUACUACGUUUAUUAGAUAAACAUUUCAAUUAUGGGGACCAAAUGAUUAAAUCGGUCAAUGACUUUGUCACCUUCAUAGAAUCGCAAAAUCAAUAUAUGUAAUUCAAAACUUCUAUUUAAAGUAAUUAUUUUCAAAUUUUAUAUUUCCUACAAUUUCCUAUAUUAGUGUGUUUAUUGGUUUUUUUUUUAGUAUUUAAGUAGUUUUUAUAGACACGUUUUAAUGGUAACACACGUCUAGUUAGACAUACAAUGUACUAUGAGCUUUUUUUUUAUAUAUUUUUUAAACAUACCUAUUAGACUAUAUUAUUUGUUUAACAUAUAUUUAUUUUAUUAGAUUAUUAUAAUCCUUACAUCCUAUAACAGCCAAGCUCUAGGUACACGAGCUUGACCCUUUUUUUUUUUCAUUAAAUUAACGUUAGGCCAGCAUAUAAUACUAUAUAGAGAAAUACUGUACAAAAUAUUUAUUUGUGAAGAAAUAUAUUGUAAAUAAUAUAUAAUAAUAUAUAUUAUAUUACUGUCAUUAUGAAAAGUGUUGAUUAUCUUGUUGCUUUAUUAUUAUUAUUAUACAGUUAUAACUCUUAUGCAAAGUGUUCUCAAAAUAAAUAAUGAAAAAAAAAUAAUAAUAACAUUUGAAUUAAUAAAUUAAUAAUUGAAAUUGUUAUAUUUAAAAAUGUAAGUAAACUAAUUAAAUAAUAUUAUUAAAAGUAGUUAAGUAAAGCUGAUUUAAAAUGUGGAGUUAUUUUUCUAGCAAAAUAACAUUUUUUUUUUUAUAUAUAAUAUAUAUGUAUUUAAAAAGACAUAAAAAACUAUUUUAAAAUUAUAUUUUACCUACGUAUGUAAAUAUACACCUAUGUAUAUACAUAUGACAAGUAUGCGAACACAUUUUAAGACACUUUGUAUAGUUUUAUAACUAUGAGUAUUAUAUUAACUUUAUUAUAAAAAUUAAAACUUUUAUUCGAUUUUUUUUUAAUUAUGUAUAUUUACCAUUAAAUUAUUAAAUUUAUUUUCCACAAUGUCAUAGCAUCAUACAUCGAUUAUACAAUUAAAAUAAAGUUCUUAAAAUAUUAUUUACGAUUUACAAAUAAUAAUAUACCUCGAGCCUAUUCACACCGUCCUACGUUACAUCAGUAUCCAGUAUUCAGUAUACAAAAAAUUAGUCCAACCUAUUGAAUACUAUAACAAAAAUAAAUUACUUACAGUCAUAUCAAUACACUUUAAGAUAUCUUUACUAUUCCUUAAAAAAUUGUGGCUUCAAGCACACCAUCUCCAUUCAGAAUCAUUUAUCGGAUUCAAUGAUUUACUGUUUAAUUCAAAUUUAACUGAUCCAUUGCACUAUUACAGUGACCUACUUAGUGAUGAAGUACACUCAAAGCCUAAUAUAGAGAACGGCGACUUCCCCGGCUUAAAUAUCUAGAAUAAUUUCAAAGAUCCAAUGACGUGUUAUACGAAUAGUACCUACAGUUUUACAUGAACGUAUAGCUUAAGUCACUUAAGCUUACAAAUACAAGUAUUUCGUGUACUUAGAUUAAAAUUCUGCAUAAAUUACCUACCUAUAGUAAUGAUAUUUUUAUUCGUUGGUUGUCUAGGAUAAGUAAAAAUGUAUACAAUCAAUCAUCUAUCUGGUAACAAAAAAGAAAAAUAAAGCUGUGUACAUUUUAAUAAUAUUUUUCCUUAAUUUUUAUUUGGUUUUUCUCGAUUAAUUUAAAAAAAAUACAUAUUUCAUUGUAAAACUAAUACAUUUAUGAUUCAUCUCUCCACUAAAAAUCCAAAAUUCACAUUUUUUAACAACAAAAUAAUAAGAACAUUUCCUGAUUUUUACAAACCUUAAAAAAUUGUUAGUAUGAAUUUUCAACUUUUAUGAUAACUUAUUAGGAACCUUAUAAUAAAUUCCCAAAGGGUUUGACAUAGAAACACAUAAGUCAAAAAUUUAAAAUGUCUAUAAAUACUUAAAAAAAAAAAAGAAAAAAUACUUUGAUGAAAU
This is a messenger RNA of Metopolophium dirhodum (rose-grain aphid), 6411 nucleotides long. Its product is annotated as cyclic nucleotide-gated cation channel alpha-3. Gene Ontology annotation, biological process: monoatomic cation transmembrane transport; potassium ion transport. Gene Ontology annotation, cellular component: intracellular cyclic nucleotide activated cation channel complex; plasma membrane. Gene Ontology annotation, molecular function: voltage-gated potassium channel activity; protein-containing complex binding; intracellularly cAMP-activated cation channel activity. The record is from RefSeq and is a predicted model, not a curated record. Bases 1003 to 3741 code for a protein of 912 amino acids. The transcript has 13 exons. NCBI's taxonomy places the organism in Eukaryota, Metazoa, Arthropoda, Insecta, Hemiptera, Aphididae.